AUGACAGUCAUGUCCCAUUCAAAAGAUCUCAAGGACGACUUCCACAGUGACACUGUACUUUCUAUUUUAAAUGAACAGCGCAUUCGGGGUAUUUUAUGUGAUGUCACCAUAAUUGUGGAAGAUACCAAAUUUAAAGCCCAUAGUAAUGUGCUGGCAGCUUCAAGCCUUUACUUUAAAAACAUCUUUUGGAGUCGUACUAUCUGUAUUUCAGGUCAUGUACUGGAGUUAGAUGAUCUCAAAGCUGAAGUAUUUACAGAAAUACUGAAUUACAUCUACAGUUCCACAGUCGUCGUCAAGAGGCAGGAGACUGUAACGGACCUUGCAGCUGCAGGGAAAAAACUGGGGAUAUCAUUUCUAGAAGAUCUGACAGAUGUUAAUUUUUCAAGUUCCCCCUGCCCCUAUGCAUACUGUAUUAAUGAAAAAGGCACUGUCAAGGAGGAAAAACAUGAAAAGAGACAUGAAGACUCUACUGUGACAAAUGGACCAAGAAUUACAAACGCAUUCUCAAUUUUUGAAACCGAAACCAGUUUGUUUUCUCCACUUGAUUUGAGGGCAAACUUUAAAAAGGUAUCUGAGACGAUACAAGCUCCCAGCAUCAGCCUUGACAGAAACAACAUCUGCAAAGAUGCUGAGCCAGCCAGCACACUGGCCGAACACUCCUAUGCAGUCUCCUCUGGGGGAGAUACUUUUCAAGCAACACCUUUUCUUGAACAGGACAGCAGCCCUUCAUACAACACGAGUGAAGACCACUAUGAAAAUCUCCAAGCCACACCACUCAUUCAGCCAGGAAAACAAGCAUGUAGUACUCCUAAGAAAACCUUUAAGCCCCAGGGUACUGCUUUGGCUACAGCAAAGGUACCGGCCUCUACCUUAACCACUACAGAAGCCCGAGAUGAAGCGGUUACUGAGGAGUCAAUUACUUCCUUUCCAGAACCUCAAGAUAAAGCAGGAGAUCUCCAUUUAUCCAGGGAACAGGGAAACAAUUCUGCUAAUGCCUCUGGAUCUGUGGCAACUGUUGUUCCACCCGUUUACAGUUGCAACUGUUGUGCAAAAUCAUUCAAUGACAGGACACUACUCAGUACUCAUCUUCAGCUCCAUUCAGAGCAUCAGGAAACUUUCAUAUGCAAAUACUGCAGCAAACAAUUUGCAAAUCUAAGUAUACUGGAAAGUCACGAACAAGCCUGUGUGAGUUCAAGUAGCUUACCAGCUCACAAUGGAAAGGAACAAAACUUUGCAGAUAACUAUACUGCUACGGAUGGAAGGAAUGGAAGUUCAUAUGCAAACACAGAGUCUCUCUUUUCUGAAAACAGCAUCACUGAUUAUUCUAAUGCAAACUGCACUUUACCAGAAACAGAUCAUUUGGUUAAAGUAGUUGAUGGGCAGAUAUUAUAUACUUGCGUCGUUUGUAAGCGCAGUUACGUAACAUUGUCCAGCCUUCGCAGACAUGCAAAUGUGCAUUCCUGGAGAAGAACAUACCCUUGUCACUACUGCAAUAAAGUGUUUGCAUUGGCGGAGUACCGCACCAGGCAUGAGAUCUGGCACACCGGGGAACGACGGUACCAGUGCAUUUUCUGCCUGGAGACUUUUAUGACUUACUAUAUACUAAAAAAUCAUCAGAAGUCUUUCCAUGCAAUUGACCAUCGUCUCUCGGUAAAUAAAAAGGCAACCAAUGGUGGCCUGAAACCGAGUAUGUACCCAUACAAACUCUAUCGACUUUUACCUAUGAAGUGCAGACGACUACCUUAUAAGUCCUACCAAAAUUCUUCAUAUGAAAAUGUUCAGACAAGUAGCCAGGUUAAUGAAACUGCUUCUACUAACUGUUUCAUUCCGAGUUCUUUUAGCUCUGAGAUGCCACCACUGAAUUUUCAAAGUAAUAUUAUACCAAACAACAGAACUCUUGCCUUGGAUACAUCUUCAUGUAAUGGUACAUCUUCCACAAACACUCAGAAUUCUUCCUCUUGGGAAGUAGGUAUCCUAAAUUCUGACCUGCAGAGGGACUUUUUCACAGGUGAAAAAAGAGUUGCUGCUGCUGCUGCAAAUGACUCUGGUUCUGAGGAGUCCUCAGUUGUACCUUUAACCAAGGUGAAUGAAAAUUCCACCUCGGUCAUCAGUUACAGCAGUUCUGUGCCCUCUGUUAUAAUGCACAGUAGCAGAGUUUCUUCAGUAAUAAUGCACAGUAAAACAGUCACUCCAGUAGAAAACAAUAAGACAGAAUCUUCAGAUAAUCCACCUAGUCGGUCUGUAACUGAUGAUUGUAAACAUGGGUCAGAUAAUUAUGGGAAGUGCAUUACAAAAUCAAAAACUAUUAAGGAGAAAAAGAAAACACUGCUGUACAACAGAGCAGAAACUACUGAGGCUACACAGCAUGUCACAGAAUCUGGAGUUUCAUCUAGCAAAACAACAGAUACUGUCCAAGAACUGAGUAAAACUGAAACAUACAUUGCAAAGCCUGCUUUACCCGGAACAUCUACUGACAGCAAUGUUGCACCUCUUUGUCAAAUAACAGUAAAAAUUGGCAACGAGGCUAUUGUAAAAAGACACAUAUUAGGAUCUAAGCUGUUUUGUAAAAGGGGACGAAAAUCUAAACACGAGUCCAAACAGGACAAUCUAAUUGAGGAACCAGAAAUGGAGGUGAAAGAAAGAAGCCCAUCUAGGCUCUGCAGCUCAGAACCCGUGGAGCUGACAGAAGUGUGCGAUGAUGUAAGUGACCAGGACUCCAGUGAUAAACCCUGGAGACCCUAUUACAAUUACAAGCCAAAAAAGAAAUCAAAGCAGCUAAGAAAAAUUAAAAAGACCAAAUGGAGGAAAAAGCACAGAAGCAAGAACACCAUUAUGGAAAGCCAUAACACGUGCAUUCGAGAGUAUGCACUGAGGAACACUGCUGAGGAAAAGGUCAUCAGUCAGGAGAACACAGACAUGCCUGAUCUGCAUUGUGAGCUCUGUGAAGGAGAUCAGUCUUCCACUGCGGAAAUUCAGGAGCACGUACACUGGCAUGUAACUACUUCAAAGCCUUACAUGUGUGAAUUAUGCCGAAAACAAUUUCAAAGUCCAUCCACUUUAAAAAUGCACAUGAGGUGUCACACUGGGGAAAAGCCCUACACGUGCAAAACCUGUGGCAAAUGCUUCUCAGUUCCUGGAAAUCUACAGAAACAUGAACGUAUUCAUCUGGGAGUCAAAGACUUUGUUUGCCAAUACUGUAAUAAGGCAUUCACCUUAAAUAAAACACUUAAAAUGCAUGAAAGAAUUCAUACUGGAGAAAAAUGCUACCACUGUCAGUUCUGCUUUCAGAGCUUCUUGUAUCUUACUACCAAAAGGAACCACGAGCAAAGGCACGUACGUGAGCUUAAUGGAAAAGGAUACGCUUGCUUUCAGUGCCCCAAAAUUUGCAAGACAGCAGCUGCUCUGGGAAUGCACCAGAAGAAACAUCUAUUCAAAAGCCCAGGUCCACAAGACAGAAAAGAGCAGUUUUGCAAUGAAAGCACUAAACUUUUGGAAAAUCGACGUUUCCUUGGCUCAGAAGGAAGUGAAGUGAAAAAUACACAAAAUGUAACGCCAGAAGUUAUACUCUAAGUUACAGUUGUAAAAAAGAGAAGUCCAAAACUAUGUAAUAAAGAAAAUAUAUGUGCAUUGAAUGGGAAAACGUCUCUACUCAAAUCAGUCUCAUUUACUAAGACCAAAUUUCUUCAUCUAAAUGUGUCACUAUA
Merops nubicus (carmine bee-eater) is the source of this 3704-nucleotide messenger RNA. RefSeq names its product zinc finger and BTB domain containing 38 (gene ZBTB38). Bases 1 to 3570 code for a protein of 1189 amino acids. Lineage: Eukaryota; Metazoa; Chordata; Aves; Coraciiformes; Meropidae. The record is from RefSeq and is a predicted model, not a curated record. Gene Ontology annotation, biological process: regulation of transcription by RNA polymerase II. Gene Ontology annotation, cellular component: nucleus. Gene Ontology annotation, molecular function: RNA polymerase II cis-regulatory region sequence-specific DNA binding; DNA-binding transcription factor activity, RNA polymerase II-specific; protein binding. The transcript has a single exon.